Racocetra persica is the source of this 1190-nucleotide messenger RNA. The record is from the annotation of a GenBank genome assembly. Lineage: Eukaryota; Fungi; Glomeromycota; Glomeromycetes; Diversisporales; Gigasporaceae.
GAACGGUUAAAGAUAAUGAUGAGAAUUCAACUACGAAAUAUUCAGUGUUAGAAACAUCAUCUUCAACGUCCUCAGGGACGAAACGUCCAACAAAGAUUAAUUCUCCAUUAUGGAAUACAUUACAAGAUGGAUGGUUAUUUAAUCGUAAAGUGGAUAAUAGUGACAUACAAUUCGCAUCAUUUCGCGACCAUUAUGGUGCAUUAAUUCUUGCCUUAGCUGUUUAUCUUGUUUUAAGUCAUUUAUAUCAAUUUUUUUUGGUACCAAAGUCCCCAGCAAAAUUCCAGAGUCAACCUCUCAUAAGGACAUACUUUUUCUUGGGGUUCUCGAUAGUAUUUGAAGGUUCAAUCGCAAAUCCCAUAAUAACUUGGAUAUUUAAUUUGGGAGUUUUGUUUUUAAAUGAAACUUAUGGUAAUUACGGGUUUGAAAAUCUUAAUAAAGACCUGGCAUUUUUGGAUAGCAAUCGUGGACUAAUAACUAGAUGGGAUGUCACUUUCAACAUAUGUAUGUUGCGACUUGUGUCCUUUAAUAUGGAUUAUUAUUGGUCAUUUCACCCCUCUAACAAUUCCCCUGAGAGAAAUGAUAGGGACCUUGCUCCUCUCACCGAAAAGGAUCGGAUCAUUGGUCCAUGUUUCCGUGAAGACUAUAACUUUAUUUAUUAUUUAAGUUAUGCUUUAUAUGCACCAUUGUAUCUAGCUGGCCCGAUCAUUACUUACAAUAACUUUAUAGCUCAAUUGAGAUAUCCAUGUGAAAUAAAUCUCAAGGAAACAUUAAUAUACGGAGCUAGGCUUUUUGUUGCAAUAAUGAUAAUGGAAUUUAUGCUUCAUUAUACAUACGUUGUUGCUAUUGUCAAAUCAAAAGCAUGGGAAGGUGAUUCACCACUUGAACUGGCUAUGAUUGGUGUUCUCAAUUUAGAAUUGGUUUGGUUAAAGUGGGUUGAUUGGCCACAUUAUCGACACUUAUGUGCUGUCGGCGCUAUAUUAAACCUUUUGAUGAUGUGGGCUGCAAAUCUAGUCGGAUUUGUUGUUGGCUUAGAUGGGAUGAAAGUUUUAUUUACAAAUAUUUUCAUGACUCCUAUAGGACUAAUGGAACUUGGAAUUGCCUGUAUUGUACUCUUUGGUGGUGCACAGAUACUUUUUGAAAUUAGAGAGGAAGAAAAAAGAAGAGGCAUUAAUUCUGAAAUUAGAUACUAA